AUGGCUCUCCACUCAUUCCCCGGGAGCACACCCUCUCAUGCACAGUCUUCACUACCGUCACUGCCCUCGCAUUUACAAUCUGAUACACAUCUAACGGCCCAUUUGGCGAGCAGAUUUCAUGUCUCCUUGCCCACAGCUCGUCUUUCAUCGCAGGCUUUGAUUUGUCUGAAUACCUAUACCUCCUCGACCAAAGGUCCCGAUGGCGGAAAAGAGGGUAGCGCCAUGGGCGAAGCUGAGGAUUUGGCCAAACGAGCUUUUACCCGGCUGGGAGCCCGUGGUGAAAACCAGGCGGUCGUAUUCUUGGGCGAAACUGGUUCCGGCAAAACUACAGUGCGAUCUCACGUCCUGUCAUCCCUUCUUUCGUUCUCUGCAACCCCUCUAUCAACCAAGUUGUCAUUAGCAGCCUUCGUUUUCGAUACCCUCACUACCACCAAAUCCGUGACCACGCCGACAGCGUCAAAAGCCGGAUUAUUCUUUGAACUCCAAUACGACUCGUCGUCGAACAACCCUUUACUGAUUGGAGGUAAAAUCCUCGAUCAUCGCUUGGAAAGGAACCGCAUCACCUCAGUUCCGACAGGUGAACGCAGCCUUCAUGUGUUAUAUUACCUACUAGCGGGCACAAGCGCGGCAGAAAAGGCUCACUUGGGGCUCGAGUCAUCUGGCUUACAUGCUGGCCCGGGUAGCAAUCAGAAGCGAUGGCGUUAUCUUGGUCAUCCGACUCAGCUAAAGGUCGGUGUCAAUGACGCCGAAGGCUUUCAGCAUUUCAAGACGGCUUUGCGGAAAUUGGAGUUUCCUCGCAGCGAAAUUGCAGAAAUUUGUCAGGUCCUAGCUACCAUUCUUCACAUUGGUCAACUUGAAUUCGUGACUGGUCAAAGCACUACAACUGGAGCUGAAGAAAGCGGUGGGUACUCUCAUGAAGGCGGCGAAAGUGUGACAAUGGUCAAGAAUAAGGAAGUUUUGGACUGUAUCGCCGCUUUCCUGGGACUCAGUACGGAAGACCUAGCUGUCAGCUUGCGUCACAAGACUAAAACUAUUCACCGCGAACGUGUAACGGUUAUGCUCGAUCCUCGUGGUGCUCGACAAAACGCAGAUGAGCUUGCUCGAACACUCUAUUCCCUUCUAGUCGCCUACGUGAUUGAGAGCAUUAACCAGAGAGUGUGUGCUGCCGAGGACAGCGUUGGCAAUACCAUAUCUGUUAUUGAUUUUCCUGGCUUUGCUCAGUCCGCCAACUCAUCGACCCUUGAUCAGCUUCUCAACAACGCAGCUGUAGAAUCGCUAUACAGCUUUGCUCUACAGAGCUUCUUUUCGAACAAGGCAGACCGCUUGGAAAGUGAGGAGGUUAGCGUUCCAGCAACAAGCUACUUCGACAAUUCAGAUGCCGUUCGAGGUCUUUUGAAGACCGGGAAUGGCUUACUCGCAAUCAUCGAUGACCAGACAAGGCGAGGGAAAACUGACAUGCAAAUGCUUGAAAGCCUCAAGAAAAGAUUCGAGAAUAAGAACCCCGCCAUCACGGUAGGAGACAGUGAGACCAAGCUUCCUGGAAGUAACUUCGUGACGCCCAGCACGCAGGCCACGUUCACCGUUAGACACUUCGCUGGUGAAAUCGAUUAUCCGGUUAAUGGCUUGAUUGAAGAGAACGGAGAGACCAUAUCGGGGGAUCUGAUAAACCUGAUUAGCUCCACACGCAGUGACUUCGUGCGAGAGCUUUUCGGACAGGAUGCCUUACAGAAAGUCACCCAUCCCAAGGAGCGAAGUGCUGUGGUUCAAGCUCAAGUCAGCUCCAAGCCCAUGCGGAUGCCCAGUAUGGCUCGUCGCAAAACCAGUCCGGCUUCCAAAUUGAAUCCGUUCAGUAAUCGAGCUGGCAGGGAUGACGAUGAUAGUGAUAGUAACAAUGGCAGCACCAAAACCGGUCACACGUCGCGUAAAAAGACCAACGGCACCGGCGCAGAUCAGGGGGCUGCUGGUCAAUUCUUGGCAUCACUGGAAGUGAUCAAACAGUGUCUAAACGCACCCAACCUGAAUCCCUAUUUCGUUUUCUGUCUCAAGCCCAACGACCGACGCAUCGCAAAUCAGUUCGACAGCAAAUGUGUGCGCAUGCAGGUGCAGACUUUCGGAAUUGCUGAGAUCAGCCAAAGACUGCGCAACGCGGACUUCAGCGUUUUUCUUCCCUUUGCCGAAUUUUUGGGCCUAGCUGAAGCUGAGAGCAUUGUGGUUGGCAGUGAUCGUGAGAAGGCUGAGCUUGUCCUCGACGAACGAAAAUGGCCUGGUAACGAAGCACGUGUCGGUAGCACGGGCGUUUUUCUUAGCGAACGAUGCUGGGCCGACAUUGCAAAACUCGGCGAACGAGUCCUUCCAACGUAUCAGGCUGAUUCACUCAACGAUGGAGAUGGAAUGCUUCAUCCUGGAUCCUAUAGUGACCACAGAGUCCGACUUCUCAGCUCUGGUGAAAACAGUCCGAGCGGUGCUUUUAUUUACGGAGACGAGUCUAAACAAGGUGGCUAUUUUGGCAGUCGCGAUAUCGAUGGUCGAUCAGAUGCUGGCGCUUCAGCCUUCAAUUCUGGCGAUAUGUUCAAAAAUUUGGAGACUCGAGAGCAGAUGGCGGAAAAAAGUAAAGAACGCAAAAUGGAAGAAGUGGACAUUCUACCAGUUUCUGGUAGUCGGAAGCGAUGGCUCUUUAUUGUGUACCUUCUCACCUUCUGGGUGCCUGAUUUCAUGAUCAGGUUUCUGGGAAGAAUGAAGCGAAAAGAUAUUCGAAUGGCGUGGCGCGAAAAGCUGGCUAUUAACCUGAUCAUCUGGCUAUCCUGCCUCAUUGCAGCUUUUAUUGUUGUCGCCUUCCCCCUUCUAAUCUGCCCUCGACAGAACGUAUAUUCGGCAGAAGAACUAUCAUCUCAUAACGGGAAAGACGGCGCAUCAUCGUAUGUCUCCAUCCGAGGCGUAGUGUUUGACCUCGACUCGUUCGUUCCCUCUCACUAUCCGAAAAACCUGAUCCCUUCAUCCGCGUUCGAUAACUAUGCUGGCGUCGAUGCCACAGCUCUUUUCCCAGUCCAAGUGUCCGCUCUCUGUCAGGGCGUUAAUGGUUCCGUUGACCCAAGUGUACUCCUUGAUUUUACUCCCGUCAACAUCACUGGCUCCGCCACCACAAUAAGCUCCGCAGACGCAAACUCCAAGUAUCAUGAUUUCCGCUACUUUACCAACGAUUAUCGUGCGGAUUGGUUCGCCGAACAGAUGAUGAUGCUCAAGGGCUCUUAUAAGAAAGGCUAUAUUGGAUACAGCUCACAGUACUUACAGACCCUGGCAAACACAAACGGCCGUUCUGUAGCCAGUCUUAACGGUAAAGUUUAUGAUUUCACCGACUACGUUGCUGGAGGUCGCCGAACUCUUGGUCCAAACAACACUACUGGGCCAGCCGGUGUGAGCGUCGAUUUCAUGGAUCCUGUUGUGGUCAAUUUGUUCUCAGAAAGGUCUGGACAAGACGUUACCCAACGCUUCAACCAGCUCGACAUGGACCCUGAAUUACGACAACGUAUGCAGUUGUGUAUGGACAACCUAUUUUUCGUCGGCAAAGUGGACACUCGAAACUCUGUGCAAUGCAAAUUCUCUGAGUAUUUCAUCCUUGCCAUCACAGCCCUGUUGGCUUCGGUCAUCAUUGCCAGGUUCUUGGCUGCCCUUCAGUUCGGUAAGAAGAACAUGCCAGAGAAUUUAGAUAAGUUCAUCAUCUGCCAGGUUCCCGUCUAUACGGAAGAUGAGGAUUCCCUCCGCCGUGCUAUCGACUCAAUGGCUCGCAUGAAGUACGAUGACAAGCGUAAAUUGCUCGUUGUCAUUUGUGAUGGAAUGAUCAUCGGUCAGGGCAAUGACCGCCCUACCCCAAGAAUAGUUCUGGACAUUCUCGGUGUCCCUGACACUGUUGACCCUGAACCUUUGAGUUUCGAAAGUUUAGGCGAGGGCAUGAGACAACAUAACAUGGGCAAGAUCUAUUCCGGUCUUUACGAAGUUCAGGGUCACAUUGUGCCUUUCAUGGUUGUUGUCAAAGUUGGAAAACCGUCUGAAGUAUCUCGACCAGGUAACCGUGGCAAACGAGACUCGCAGAUGAUCCUCAUGCGCUUCAUGAACCGCAUCCACUACAAUCUUCCUAUGAGCCCGAUGGAACUAGAGAUGUACCACCAGAUUCGCAAUAUUAUUGGCGUCAACCCUACAUUUUAUGAAUUCAUCUUGCAAGUCGACGCCGAUACAGUCGUUGCUCCGGAUUCUGCCACACGAAUGGUAUCAUCGUUCCUUGCGGAUACUCGUAUCAUUGGACUUUGUGGAGAGACCGCCUUGAGCAACUCGCGAAAGUCUAUAAUUACAAUGAUUCAAGUCUAUGAAUACUACAUCUCUCACAACCUGACAAAAGCAUUUGAGAAUACUGGUAAGCCACUGUUUGUGAGCAAGGAAGUAGUGGAGGCAUACGCGGAAAUUCGAGUCGAUACACUCCAUAUGAAGAAUUUGCUUCAUCUUGGUGAAGAUCGUUACCUCACUACGCUUCUUAUCAAGCAUCAUCCGAAUUACAAGACAAAAUACAGCUUCCGUGCUCACGCAUGGACUAUUGCACCCGAGAAUUGGAGUGUUUUCCUUUCUCAGCGUCGAAGAUGGAUUAAUUCUACCGUGCAUAACUUGGUUGAGCUGGUUCCCAUGCAGCAGCUUUGCGGUUUUUGUUGCUUCAGUAUGCGCUUCGUGGUCCUUAUUGAUUUGAUGAGUACGGUCAUCCAACCAGUGACUGUAGCGUACAUCGUUUACCUUAUUGUAUGGCUUAUCCUCGAUACAUCCCAGAUUCCUAUCACGGCUUUCAUUCUGCUUGGAGCUAUUUACGGUUUGCAAGCGAUAAUCUUUAUUCUUCGACGCAAGUGGGAAAUGGUCGGUUGGAUGAUCAUCUAUAUUCUUGCGACCCCCAUCUUCUCGCUCGGUCUGCCUUUAUACUCCUUCUGGCACAUGGAUGACUUUUCCUGGGGUAACACUCGUGUGGUCACUGGUGAAAAGGGCAAAAAGAUUGUCAUUUCCGACGAGGGCAAAUUCGAUCCUGCUUCAAUUCCGAAGAAGAGAUGGGAAGAAUACCAAGUGGAGUUGUGGGAAGCACAAUCUCGAGUUGAUGACGCUCGCUCAGAGGUAUCUGGGUACUCGUAUGCCACCAAGUCAUACCAUCCAGCAGCAACUGAGUACGGAUACCCGGCAUCUCGACCAAUGUCGCAGCUUGAUUUGACAUCCCGGCUUGGCUCCCGCAUGUCACUAGCUCCAUCUGAGAUGUUGGGUGGUGCUGCCAACUACGAAUUGACCGAUCUCACUGGCCUGCCUUCUGACGAUGCUAUUCUCGCCGAAAUCCGAGAGAUCUUGCGCACAGCUGAUUUGAUGACGAUUACGAAGAAGGCUGUCAAGUUAGAACUUGAGAAGCGCUUUGGUGUCAAUCUGGAUGCCAAGCGUCCAUACAUCAAUUCUGCCACCGAAGCAGUCCUCUCUGGUCAACUAUAA
Molecule: messenger RNA, 5499 nt
Organism: Talaromyces amestolkiae
Lineage: Eukaryota; Fungi; Ascomycota; Eurotiomycetes; Eurotiales; Trichocomaceae
Exons: 5
Coding region: 1-5499 (1832 amino acids)
Cellular component (GO): cell periphery; cell septum; myosin complex
Molecular function (GO): cytoskeletal motor activity; ATP binding; chitin synthase activity
Source: RefSeq, a predicted model, not a curated record